Chara braunii is the source of this 2789-nucleotide messenger RNA. The record is from the annotation of a GenBank genome assembly. NCBI's taxonomy places the organism in Eukaryota, Viridiplantae, Streptophyta, Charophyceae, Charales, Characeae.
GUAGUAGCGGCUUCUACUCAAGAUGAAGUGGGAAUGAUACCCUCCUCACUUCAUGACAAGGCCGAAGCUAAUGACUCCUUAGUCACCCCGCAGACACAAUUAGACCAAACUAUGCUCUGUACGUUAGAUGUGUCUGAAGCCUUAGAGGACUUGGAGAGUGAGUGGUCAAACAAGGACCCUCGCGAGUCCUGGGUGGCACUAAGGAAAGGUCCUAGAGGGGAACAUUUCGUAGUGGAAGUCAAUGUGGGAGGCCGCAAAUGUGGUGCCUUCAAAGACAUUGGCUCCACGUGGAAUUACAUAAGCCGCGACUGUUUGGAAAGGCUUCACCUACAGGACCGGGUACGGCACCUUAGUAGACCCGUAGCAUCUACUUUGGCCAACAAGGAGCGCAUGAUUGUAACAGACUACAUCAAGGACGUAGUCUGUACCUUCUCCUAUGGAGGAGGUGAGCUUAACCAUAAGAUCUCGUUCUUGGUUAGCGACGACUUGCCAUUCGAUAUGUUGUUAGGCAUGUACUACCUCGAAGUUGCUGAGCCCCAGUUCGACUGGGAUAAGAAGGUGCUCAAAUACAAGUUGCCCGAUGGCCGAACUGUCAGAUUGACUAAGUUUAAGGCCAGUAGUAUUGUGGAUACCUAUGGUUGCUUGUGCGCAUCAGCAUUCUAUAACUAUUACAAGCAAAACCAAGAGGAGGGUAUGUACCUUGUUUAUGUCUCUGAGAAGGGGGAGGCCGUUAAAACAUCCCCAGAGAUAGAAAGCGUCGUUGCUAAGUUCCCCGAUCUGUUCGAGAAGCCCUCGGGAGUUGUUGAUAGGGAAGUCGUCCACGCUAUAGAAAUCAUUCCAGGGAUGAUGCCUUUCGGUCUUUGUAAUGCGCCGAGUACGUUCCAGCACGCUAUGAAUCGGAUCUUCCAUGACCAUUUAGCUAAGUUUGUCGUGGUCUACUUAGACGACAUUCUGAUCUUUAGUAAGUCUGCCGAGGAGCAUGCACAACAUGUUGAGACAAUUCCCCUACGACAGCACAAGUAUAAGGUCAACUUAGAGAAGUGUGAGUUCGGUCGCACAAAGAUUCUAUACUUGGGUCAUGAAGUAUCCGCGGAGGGAAUCAGGCCGGAAGAUGCGAAGGUGGCUAGUAUUCGAGAUUGGCCACGACCUCAGACAGUCAUUGAGGUCAGGUCAUUCUUAGGAAUGUGCGGCUACUAUAGAAACUUCGUUAAGAACUAUUUUACAGUCGCCUCUCCUUUGACUGAUCUAACUCGACUUGACACACCGUGGGACUGGAGUGAUGAGUGCGAGGGUGCUUUCAAGAGAUUGAAGCAUGCACUAAUGAAUCAUGAAGUUCUCAUGGUUCCCGAUCCGCAGAAGCCAUUCAUAGUGACCAUUGACGCAAGCCAAUACGGCAUUGGCGCAGUGCUGGCUCAGCAGGAUGGGAAAAAGUUGAGACCGAUUGAGUACAUGAGUAAGAAAAUGCCUUCGAAGAAGCUGGUUAAGUCCACCUACGAAAGGGAACUCUAUGCUCUCUACAAGGCACUUGUCCAUUGGAGACACUUCCUUUUGGGAAGGUUCUUCUAUCUGAGGACUGAUCAUCAGACCCUCAAAUGGAUCAAGACUCAACCGGCUCUUUCUGAUGCACUCAAGCGAUGGAUUGAGGUCAUAGACCAAUAUGAUUUCAAGCUUGAGUACUUGAAGGGAGAGUACAAUAAGGUUGCAGACGCGAUAUCCCGUAGAGCAGACUACCUAGGUGCGCUAGUUUCUGAAUUUGGCGUAUCUAAUGAAGUAACUCAAUCAUUGGUGGGAGCCUAUCAGGAAGACCCUGUCACGAUGGACAUCAUCCGCAAACUUCAKGCGAAAGACAAGGCUACAGAAAGUAAGUUUGUGAUGGUGGAUGGGUUAAUCUAUCUUGAUAAGGCCGGAGUAAAGAGAUUGGUAGUUCCAUCUAGUGAACAGUUGCGUAGUUUAUUUUUAGGUGAAUGUCAUGACGCAACUGGGCACUUUGGCUACAAGAAAACGAGUGCUAACUUAGUACAGCGAUUUCGGUGGCCCAAAAUGUUAGAUGACGCAAAGAAGUAUGUUGAGACAUGUCAAGUCUGUCAGCGGGACAAGCCACGAACUCAAGCACCGCUUGGGUUAUUGAAGCCUUUACCUAUUCCUGAUGGUCCAGGAUUGAGUGUUUCCAUGGAUUUCAUGGACACUCUUGUGACCAGCAAGAGUGGUAAGAGACACAUCUUCGUCAUCAUUGACCGAUUCACCAAGUACGCUAGACUAAUACCAAUGCAAGAGACAACCAGGACAGAAUACGUCAUCAAGUUGUUCAAGGACAACUGGGUAAGGGACUUUGGUUUACCAAAGACCAUCAUUAGUGACCGAGACGUCCGAUUUACAAGUGAGCUGUGGAAGAAGACUGCGGAACUAAUAGGCAGUCAACUUCAAAUGACUUCAGGGAAUCAUCCUGAAGCCAACGGAUAAGCCGAACAGAUGAAUGGAGUUGUACAGCACUUGCUGAGGCAUUACAUCAAGCGCAGCCAGGAUGACUGGGAUGAGCAGUUACCUCUCAUCACCAGCCUGUACAACAAUGCUAUACAUAGCAGUAUUGUUGUUAGUCCUAACCAGCUGCACUUAGGUUGGAAGCCUAGAUCAGCACUAGACUUCCUCCUACCUGAAAACCGACCUAUUGCAACUCCAGACACACUUGAAUACGGUGUGCAGUAUGAGAAGUUGCUGCAAGAGGCUGUUGAACAUAUGAAGAAGGCUCAGCAAGCCAUGAUUGCUUCUGAGAAUCAACAUCGUAGACAGUC